Macrosteles quadrilineatus (aster leafhopper) is the source of this 8873-nucleotide messenger RNA. RefSeq names its product histone-lysine N-methyltransferase trithorax-like. Gene Ontology annotation, biological process: positive regulation of DNA-templated transcription. Gene Ontology annotation, molecular function: protein binding; sequence-specific DNA binding; zinc ion binding. The record is from RefSeq and is a predicted model, not a curated record. The transcript is spliced from 20 exons. Lineage: Eukaryota; Metazoa; Arthropoda; Insecta; Hemiptera; Cicadellidae. Gene Ontology annotation, cellular component: nucleus; histone methyltransferase complex. The coding region runs from base 23 to 8476 and encodes 2817 amino acids.
AAUAAUAAUCAUUUAGUUAAUCAUGACUAAAAGUAGGCAGCCAGGAAAGCCAGCCAAACUGGCAGGCUCUGGUCGAAAACUUGUAAGUGCGUUUAGACCUACAUCGGAUACUACCCCAGUGGAGGAUAACGAAUUUACAAAGGCAGCGAAAGAAAUCUGUCUUGGUUUGGCUAUAUUUCGAUUCAUUUUUGGCCGUGAAGACGAAUCUCAGAGUCCUCCAUUUCACGGAUUCAGUCCACACGAGAUAAAAUUUGCUGCAGAUAAAUGUUCUAUCAGAAGACGACAAGUAGAAAAUGAACACAAAGCACGGGGAGUUUUGUUCAACCCAUUCAUGGUUGGUAAACAACGGACAAUACCUUUGUCAUCUCCUUUCGGAGGAACUUCUCAAAGUAGGCCUAGUGGUGCAAUCAAUAAGCAAGUUUGCAAGAGUGAAGAUGUAAAACAUGUGCCAAAGCCUUCUUCAAACGAGAAUAUACUCAGGAAGAAAACUCUCAAACAUCAAAUGCAGAAAGCUGUUAAGUGUCCAGGAAGAAAUGGAGAAACUCCCAGUGGAAGCCCCAAUCCUAUGAGGAGUAUUGCGAGAAAAUUUGUGUUGCCAGUGCGUAGUGCCCACUCGUCCAGAGUUAUCAAGCCCAACAAGAGAUUCAGAGACAUCGACGAUGAUACAAGUUCUCAUGACUCCAGUGAAGGUAUCAGAGUAAAGAAAUUGAGAGUUUCUGUCGAUACUACUGACGAUGAUUCCUCCAGCUCUUCGACUGGGAAGAAACUUGGAGAGUCUAGUGACGCGGAGAGCAUUAGUGGGUGGAGUUCGUCUGUGAGCACUGCAGGCUCCAGUGUGAAGGAUGAGGACUUCCAGCCUCGUGCUCGCUCCAAAGUUAUCCUGCGUAAGGCCAAACUCAAGGUCAAUGAGCCUGAAGCUCCUGCCAUCAAAGGUCCUUUUUCUGCAGGAGGUCCUUUGAUCCCGCAGAAAGUGGUUUGUGGCGUGUGUGGAGCCAUCCGAUUCUAUCGCUACUUGAAACAAGCUCGCAAGUUUGGCAUCUUCAGCUGUGAACCUUGUAGAAAGUUUAUAUCGAGAAUAAUGAACGCCCUAUGGAUUCGGAAGAACUCAGAUGUCAACACUGCUGAAAGAUUAUCAUGCAAAUCAGGAACGGGCCAUUGCUAUCUGCCUCAUUACGUAAAGGACCCCGGGACGGGAGCUUAUAAUGGUCAACGAUGUAAAGCGUGUUGGCUCAAAACCUGUCUCCAAACCUACCGCAUGCCUCAUGAGCUCGCCAGACCACUGUCAGAGUGGCUACCACGAUACAUGAGAGAGGACGACUCGUCUGAAGUGGUCAGUCUACAGAAACCAAAGAUUGAAAUGGACCGAAAAAGAAAACUCGACGGUGAUAUAGCUAAAAUCAUUACAAAAAGGGCCUUAAGAACUAUAGCAAGAAAGGAUGCAGAUACAAAAAUGAAAACAAAACCUGGACUGACAGUGAAUAAAGUUAUCAGGAAGAUAAACCAGGAGAUUAAAGAAAAGAGGCCACGUGGUCGUCCAAGGCUGCAUCCUAAACUAGAUAAAGAUGGCAAACCAGAGGGGAAAGAAGACAAGCUCUCCAGAAUUCAACGGAAAAGAGAAGAAAAGCUAGUUAGGCUCCAUAAAUUGAAAGGGCCGAGAGUCAAGCAUGUUUGUAGAAGUGCAUCGCUCGUGCUGGGACAACCCGUGGCUACAUUCACAGACACAUCACCGUCUAAACAGAAACAGACCAACUCAGGAAAAGCAACUGACGAUGGAACUGCUUCCGUUACGUCUGAUCUUUCCAGGAACAGCCGGUCGCUUGAGGAUCUGGAUGGAAAGAGUUCAGAGUCUGGUUCAAGGAUUAGACAACCUUGCAACGAUAGUGAAAGUUCAAAGAAUAAAUCUCUCCCCAAAACCACUGGAAAUAGUGAUUCUACCGAAGAAGGCCUAUUGGAUGGAAAGGCAAGAACUCUGCAAGACCUCUCUCGUCAGCAUUAUGAAUUGGUCAACGGUGAAACUGCUGGGGACGACCUUGGACUCAUCUCCAUUCACUUCUGGGAGAGUUACGAUCCUGAGGAGGUCGGCAGGAAUGGCUUUGCUCUGAUAGGAAUCGGCGAUGCUUCCCUCCCGAGUGCAAUAUGCUUCAUUUGUGGCAGCGCGGGAUUAGACAAGCUCAUCCAUUGUGUGUGCUGCUGUGAGCCGUACCACCAGUACUGUGUGGAGGCUAGUGGCAGCAGUGGCAGUGAUGGUGACUGGUGGCAGGUGGACUGGGUGUGUGCCAGGUGUACACUAUGUUGUGGCUGUGGACGUGGUGGAGGGUCCCAGGUGGCUUGUCAGAAGUGCCACAAGUCGUACCACACUGAGUGUCUCGCGGCCGACCGUGUGGCUAGCAGACUACACUCUGCAGAUAGACCUUGGGUGUGCCAAUCCUGUCUAUGCUGUAAGAGCUGCAACCAGGCAGAAGUGUACAAGUUUGUAGGCAACCUGCCACUGUGUAAGGUCUGCUUCAAGUUGAGACAGAAGGGUAACUUUUGCCCUCUGUGCCAGAGGUGCUAUGAUGAGAAUGACUUCGACACUAAGAUGAUGGAGUGUGAACGCUGCAAAUGUUGGGUGCACGCUAAGUGCGAGGGCCUGUCAAACGAGAAAUACAACAUACUCAGUAUCCUGCCUGAUAGUGUUGAGUUUGUGUGCAAGAUGUGUUGCAAAAUGCCUCCUGCACCUUGGUGGCUGGCUGUAGAAACAGAAAUGAAGGCAGGAUUUCUGGCAGUUUUGAAAUCCCUCAGCAAAAACCGUAAAGCUUGUGACCUCCUCAAGUGUAGUCCAACGAAAAUGCCAUAUCCAGUUUGUAAUUGCGGAGUUGGAGCUCGACAGAGGACCGUGUUGAGGUUCCCGGACAUUAGUGAACAGUCUGACGCCGAAUCCUCAGAGAAACUGCAAAGUGAGAGUCAAAAGGAAGAAACCUUGAAAAGUGAAGAGGAGUGCCUUAAAAGUCUACCAACCUUUUCUGCGGAAAACGCCGAAAGUCUAGCCUGUGAUCCAAAAAAUGAAACCUCAGAAAAGCAAUUGAAUUUAUGUGAUACAAGGACAAAGUUUAGUGCAGCUGAUGGUUCAAUGAUUGCCAAAAGCGGUGAGCUACAACUGAAACUGGACAGUGACACUAUCAGUUACCAGAACGGAGAGGAGAAGCCAUCUCAGUUCUCUCCUCAUGCGACCUCUCAAAGUGAUUCAGGGAUUGGAAGCACUGAUGAUGAACUUAAAUCAACAAAUGACCAAUGUAUCUGCCUGGAGCUAGAGUCUUGCAACAAAACUCCCGUGUCACUGCUCACCAUUAAAAAGAAAGUUAACUCAAACGAUUAUGAUUCCUUGGAUUGUUUCAACAAAGACAUGGAGGAAAUGAUGACAAUAAUCCACAAUGAAGAGUUGUUAAAAAUUUAUUAUCAAACACUAGAAGAUAUAUUUCCUUGGUUCAAUCCUAAAGGCACUGAUGUACCUGAUCCCACAACAAGAAUAAAUCAUCCUUCAGAAACCACAAAAAAUGUUGAAACGGUUCCAGACAAAAAACCUGAUGAAAUAGUCCUGGAAGAUGUUAGUGUUACGCUAAAGGGAAAACUUAAUUUGACCUCUGACUAUUACUACAACUUAGAUAAAUCGGUGGAUAAUCGAAUGUGUGUUCUUUGUAAGCAACUGGGCGAAGGAAAAACAACUGAAGAAGGAAGGCUUCUGUAUUGUGGCCAGAAUGAUUGGGUUCACACAAACUGUGCUUUAUGGUCCAGUGAGGUUUUUGAAGAAAUAGAUGGAUCCCUCCAAAAUGUACAAAGUGCUGUUUCCAGGAGCAGACACAUACGAUGCUCCCAUUGUUCAAAGAAAGGUGCCAGUGUCGGUUGUUGCAAUAGAACAUGUCCUGAAGCUUAUCAUUUCCCAUGUGCCAGGGAAGGUGACUGUGUUUUUUAUGAAGACAAGUCAUUGUUUUGUGCCAACCAUAAAAAUGAUACUGUUUCUUCCAGACUCUUAACCGCUGGACCAGACUUUCUUGUGUCACGCCCUGUUUAUGUUGAGCUAGAAAAGAAGAAGAAGAAAAGUGUUCCGAGACAAAGUAUAAAAUUGGUGAUCGGUUCUUUGACCAUCAGCAGCCUUGGAGACUUCAACGCUGAUUUGUCAGACCAGGAAUCUUCGAUUAUACCAUGCAAUUUUCAGUGUACACGUUUAUUUUGGUCUUCCGUUGAACCUUGGAGAUUGGUGCAGUACCACAUUAGAACAAAGAUUGUUUAUACUUGUGAAACAUCCCUGGAGGAUGAAAAUUAUACCAUUGAUCAUUCAUUUGAAGAAAAUUGUGUGAGUGGAGAUGAAGAUUUCAGUCUAAAUAUGGAAAUUGAAAAUGAUACAUGUACAGUGAAUGAAGAUGUAUGUAUGGAGAAAGAAAUUAAGAUUGAAGAAACUCUCUUUGAGGUUGAUGAAAAUGAAGUUAAAGAAACUUUGGACCUCAUCAUUGACAAUGUUUGCAUCAAGGAAGAAGAUGAUCCGCAGGCAUCAGAUGACCUGCUCCCUCCCGACCUUGAAGAAGCUCUUUUUAUGGAUCUUCCUCAUGAUUUAAUUGAUGGAAUAUCAAUGCAAGAUAUUUUUCCUAAAUUAAUGAAUUUUGAGCCAUCUAAUUUGGAAUUCAAGCCAGAAAAAGAAUGUAAACCCAUUAUUAAAACAAAUCCUAGCAUUCAGAGCUCUGGUAAAGUAAAUAUAAACUAUGAUCUCUUCCCAAAUAUUUUUGAAAGCAAAGUUAGUUUGAAAAGAAUAGAGUUGAAAGAGAAAUGUGAAGUUCAGCCUGAUGGCUUGCCGCCGAGAAAACUUAGGUCACGCAGUACAGAUAAAAAGAAGAUUGACAAAUCUGAAGGCAAAGAGAACUCCAAAAAAUUUAGCUUGUCAAAAAUUCUACAAAUUGAUGGUGCGGGGGAUGAAAGUAGUGAUGCAGAUUCUUUAUCUGAUGAGAUAUCAUCUCCGCCAAGUUUGCAGACUCAAAGACUCAAUUGCAGACCACAAUUGUCUAAACAAGACUCAUAUCUAAUAAACGCCAAAGAUGAUUAUAUCAGUUGUAGUAGUGAUUGUAGCAGUCCUGAAAGAGAUCUUAAAGAUGGGUGGAAACUCAGUCAGUUAGAUGGAGUCACAGAUUUUUGUACGGUAAAAGAUAAAUCUGAAGAUGAAAAUCCAGUAAAGUGUGCUCGAUGCCACAGGACAUACCGCACUGCACAAAGUUUGGAACGGCACUUGCAAACUUGUAAUGUAGACUUUCUCUCAUGCAGUGAAAGUGAUUCUAGUGAAGAAGAGAAAACCAACUCGCCAGAAGCAAAACUAGAGAUUGUAGGGAAUUCAAAUUCAAAUUUUCCAACGAAAAUUCCUGAAUUGAAAUCAAAUGUAGUGGAAAUUGAUACAGAUAAUAAUCAACACCAAAGAUCCUCCGACUUUGACGAAAAAACCAAACUUGCAGUUGAGUCACAGGAACUAUCCUCUUUGUACAGUAAAAACUUGGUAAACCCACCUAUUACCAUCACACCACCAUCUAGUCAAACAUAUUCAUCAAGUUUUGAAACCGCAAUUCCUAACUGCUCUGUAGUUCUAAACAAAAUAGAUGACUCAUCAAUUUUUGGAACUGCAAUUCCUAAUUGUUCUGUAGUUGGAACUGCAAUUCCUAAUUGUUCUGCAGUUGGAACUGCAAUUCCUAAUUGUUCUGCAGUUGGAACUGCUAUUCCUAAUUGUUCUGCAGUUGGAACCGCAAUUCCUAAUUGUUCUGCAGUUGGAACCGCAAUUCCUAAUUGUUCUGCAGUUGAAACUGUAACUCCUAAUUGUUCUGUAGUUCUAAACAAAAUAGAUGACUAUCACACAUAUCCUGCCAAACAAAAAAUUAUGAGACCUUCUUACGAAUGUGAGGAUACCCUCUUAACAGUUAGUCCAGCUUGUGGCAGGACUUCUCCUGUUAGAAUUCGACCGGUUAGCAGGAAGACAUACAGCAGGAGGAAACCAGAUUGUACUUCGACUACAAUGAGUCUUGUACAGCCAAAAACAGUAGAAUAUCAAAUAUCCAAUCCUCCUGCGCUCAUCAUUCAUCAAGUACCGUCUCAUAAUGUCGUGCCAUCGUACAUUGAAAACUUACAGACACAACCAGCUGUCCAGGCCAAUAAUAUCCAAUACCAAUACAUCACAACCCUGGACAUGCAAGAAAAACCGCAACAGAUUCCUGUGACAUUACAAAUACAGCCUCAGAUCAGCCUGCAACCUGUGAUAGCUCCUACUGUGCUUGGUACGCUGAUACAACCCAACGGAGUGGAGCAACUGGUAGUGAAUGCUCCAGAUCAACAAUCAACAAUGGUUAUCAAUCAGCAACCUACCAAUGUUUACCUCACCAAUGUCAACCCUCAGCCUGUGUACAUGGGUAUGGAGACGGUUAUCAGCAACACGGUCAUGUCCACGAGUCAGUUUGUGUCUGGAGUAAUAACAGGCAGCAGCUACUCGGCAACCACUACACAAGUCUUCCAAACAGCAAAACCUGUCAUAGACGUACCUCAGAGCUACGUGGUGGUCAAUACACCACCAAAUCCCGUACAGAACAAUGUUCAAACUGUCUACCCUCCAUCAGAUUCUCAACCUUGGACGUACAACUAUCAGGAAACCUACAAGGUCAAAGAGCGCACCACUUAUCAACAGGUAACGAGACAAGUCACACAGGAAGAUUUGAACAGCAUGAAAAUGGUGAACUCGGCUCAAGACUCCAUUUUCAUCAAUAAGCCUGUUGUCCAAGAGGUGACAGUCGAGAAGACGCACAGCAUACAGAAAACAGUCCCAUUGCCUGGGUUGCCUUACUCCUUUAGCAACGUUAAUUCAGCAUCAAUAAAUAAUCACUUAGAUAAUACUCAGUAUUCUCAUGAAAAGGUUGUUUUUAAUAACCACUCUUUGACAAACUGCUCUUCAAAUUUCUGGAAUGAACAAAGAACUCCGAAAAUUAUGGAAAUAAGUGAUGAACAAGAAAAGAUGUUAGUUCCUUCCUUGAGAACUAAUGAAUUGAGCUCGCAGAUGAAUCAAUCUAUUCAACAACCAAUGUUUGAUGGAACCACCUGUAAAAAUAUCAACAUUAGUCAACCAGUUCAAAAAGAAAGAAAUUUGAUUAAACCUGUCAUUAAUUCAGUAGAUAGUAUCAACGUUAGUAAACCCGCAUUAAUCAUAAGAAAGUCACCAAUUAAGCCUGUCAUAACAAAAGUAAAAGCUAGUUCUAAAGAGAAGACAAAUAGCUGUAACGUCUUUUACGUGAAUUCCCCACUAACGAAUCUAAAUCUGUCAAAUGAUAAACAACCCCCAUGUACAACAAUUGCAAAACCUGAUACUGUCAAAUCUGAACCAUUACUGGAAAAAAUUGAGCCUAUUAUGAAUAACACUAAAACUACUAAACAAGAAAACACAGUUGUCAACACCAAAAGCAAAGCAGUCCAGAAAAGGCUUCCUUUAAAAGAAAACAAAGUGGUUGGAAAUAAGCAGAAACCCUGCAAAAUUAGUAAGAAAAGUUCCUCAGUAGCUAACAUGGCUCAUCCCAAGUUAAUGUACGAGAUUACAUCACAAGAUGGAGUUUCCAUAUGUUCUCAAGACGUGGAAGACGCUUGGCAGAAGAUAUUUGAUGCUGUGCAAGAGGGAAGAUCGAAAAAGCGGUUGCCUCCUUUGCCUCGCAACUCCCAGAAGUCGUACGCGGAAAUACUCGGGCUCGAAAACAACAGUGUGAAAUUCUUACUGGAACAAUUACCGGGUGUGAAGAGCUGUACCAAGUACAAACCUGUGUAUCACAAGACAAAGCUGUUUGGGCACAGUGAAGUGCUGCGAGAGAACCCAACUGGCUGUGCUCGUACUGAGCCUAUUUCUAACAAGAAGAGAAAAUACGACAUGUUCAGCUGGCUGGCAUCAAGACACAGGCAACCUCCAAAGCUUAUUAUUAGCACUGAGGCGGAAAUCAUCAAUGGAAUCAGUCGCCGAGCCACCAGUACAAGUCUGCCGAUGGCCAUGAGGUUCCGCCACCUGAAGGAGACUUCCAAGGAGGCUGUCGGAGUGUUCCGCUCAGACAUACACGGUCGGGGGCUGUUCUGCCUCCGAGACAUCGACGGUGGUGAAAUGGUCAUCGAGUAUGCUGGAGAGGUGAUUAGAGCUGGACUGACAGAUAAGAGAGAACACUACUACACUUCCAAGGGCAUCGGAUGUUACAUGUUCCGCAUCGAUGACCAUUUUGUAGUCGAUGCAACGAUGCACGGCAACGCGGCAAGGUUCAUCAACCAUUCCUGUGAGCCAAACUGCUACUCCAAAGUGGUUGACAUCCUUGGAAAGAAACACAUCUUAAUUUUUGCUCUCAGGAAAAUCGUCCAAGGCGAAGAAUUGACUUACGACUAUAAAUUCCCACUAGAAGACGAAAAGAUCUCUUGUCACUGCUUGUCGAGAAAAUGUCGUAAAUACCUCAACUAAGAUCGAGGACGCAAGGGCGUACUACACAAACUACUUGUUAUCUCGUUAAUUAUCUCUCGUAUUUUUUAGAAGUAAGGUACAACAGUAUCAAUUCUGUGAUAUUAUUUUCUCUUCUCGAAAGAGAAUUACCGUUGAGUUCUAGUUUUAGAUUUUUAAGGGUUAGUAUAAACUAGCAUGUGGGACUAGUGGAAAAAAUAAUAGUUCCAGCUAAGAUAAUAAUUAUGAUACGUUACAUGAAGUAACAAGGAAUCUAAUGAUCUUCAAAUUUAGUAUAAACUUACAAUUACUAAAAAGAAGUUUUCUCGUAAAAUCCCAUUUUCUUGGCAAAUAAUUUCAUAAUUAAUAUUGAUAUACGUUUUACAUGUUUUUGGUACCGUAUGUACAUCUUGCUAGUAUA